Brachypodium distachyon (stiff brome) is the source of this 1608-nucleotide messenger RNA. Its product is annotated as serpin-ZX. Lineage: Eukaryota; Viridiplantae; Streptophyta; Magnoliopsida; Poales; Poaceae. The coding region runs from base 182 to 1393 and encodes 403 amino acids. Gene Ontology annotation, molecular function: serine-type endopeptidase inhibitor activity. The transcript is spliced from 2 exons. The record is from RefSeq and is a predicted model, not a curated record.
CACGGAAGGAGGCGGAACGGUGCGCGGGAUCAGUCGGCCAGAAUCUAUCUUGUUCUUUCUUCUUUUACCCAUCAAAUAACCUCAGAGCACCCAGAAACUCUCGAAACUCGCACUCCAUACUCCAUACUCUCCGGUCUAGUCAAAGUCCAACGGAGCACCAGUGCACCACCCCGGCACCGGCAUGGCAACCACCACCGACAUCCGCCUUUCCAUCGCCCACCAGACCCGCUUCGCCCUCCGCCUCGCCUCCGCCAUCUCUUCCCCCUCCAACGCCGACGCUGCUGCCGGUAACGCCGCCUUCUCCCCGCUCUCCCUCCACGUCGCGCUCAGCCUCAUCGCCGCGGGCGCGGGCGGCGCCACCCGCGACCAGCUCGCUGCCACAAUCGGGGCCGCGGGACCAGGCGAUGCCGAGGCGGGCCUCCACGCGCUCGCGGAGCUGGUCGUGCAGCUCGUGCUCGCCGACGCGUCCGGCGCCGGCGGCCCGCGGGUCGCGUUCGCCGAUGGCGUCUUCGUCGACGCAUCGCUCUCGCUCAAGCCUUCCUUCAAGGAGGUCGCCGUAGGCAAGUACAAGGCCGAGACCCACUCCGUGGACUUUCAAACUAAGGCUGCUGAAGUUGCUGGUCAGGUGAAUUCAUGGGUAGACAAAGUUACAUCAGGUCUCAUCAAAGAGAUCCUCCCUGAAGGGUCUGUUGACAAUACCACUAAGAUGAUUCUUGGUAAUGCCCUUUAUUUCAAAGGAGCUUGGAUCGAGAAGUUUGAUGCAUCCAAGACGAAAGACGACAAGUUCAACCUUCUUGAUGGGAGCUCAGUUCAAGCACCAUUUAUGUCGAGUACAAAGAAGCAAUACCUUUCUUCUUCUGACGGCUUUAAUGUACUCAAGCUUCCUUACCAGCAAGGCGAAGACGAGAGGCAGUUCUCCAUGUACAUUCUUCUUCCAGAAGCACAGGAUGGUCUCUGGAGCUUGGCCGAAAAGUUGAGCUCCAAACCAGGGUUCCUGGAGAAGUAUCUCCCAACACAGAAGGUUCCAGUCGGACAGUUGAAGCUUCCCAAAUUCAAGAUAACAUUUGGAUUUGAAGCAUCUGAUGUGCUCAAAGGAUUGGGGCUCCAGCUGCCAUUCAGUGCACAAGCAGACUUCUCGGAGAUGGUGGAUUCACCCGUGGGACAGAAUCUGUGCGUUUCGUCGGUUUUCCACAAGUCGUUUGUCGAAGUGAACGAAGAGGGAACCGAGGCUGCUGCAGCAACUGCUGUUGGAUUCGUGCUUCUCUCGAUGCCAUUGGAGCCCAUGAAAAUGGAUUUCAUCGCGGAUCACCCUUUUCUCUUCGUGCUCCGAGAAGACAUGACCGGGGUGGUGCUGUUCGUUGGCCAUGUGGUCAAUCCUCUACUUGGUGCAUAGUAUAUGGCCUUGCUUGACGUAUGAUGUUUAUGUUUUCCAAUAAUGGCUUGCCUCGCCGGUGAGCUGCCGCGUAGUGGUAUAAUUAUGUGUGGCCGGUCUGCCAGGAGAUACUCUCUUCAUUUCUAAAUGCUUGUCGUUGUUUUAGUGCAAACUUGCACUAAAACAACGAGAGAGUACAAUUUAAAUAAUCCUACCAUGCUCUUAUCUCGUACAAA